AUGAAGGUGUUCUCAACCUCUCUCUGCUUCGGACUCCUGGCUUUGCUGUCUGUGAUGAACCUUUUCAAAUCUGCGCAUGGACGGCAACCUCUGACCACAGGACAUGAGCUGUUUCCAGCUAACGAACACACAAUUCAAGAGAAACUACUGCUGGCUCUGCUGAGCCACCACCCCGGUUUCCAGAGGCCCUCCCACGCCGGUGUAGAUCUGCCUAGCAGCCCAGAAGACCUUAAACAGAGAAAAAAUGGAGUAACUUUUCAAGAAACGGACAAUGAGCAGAUAACAAAUUAUAGUGAGCUAAAGAAACUGAAAGAACAGUUUAUGGAGGGAAAGAGCACUGAACUGACCCAUGCCGCAGAUGCUGUAGAUGGCAAUCUAUCCUCUUCCCGUCCUAAUAAAAGAGCUUGUUUUUGGAAAUACUGUGUCUGAGUCUUCUCUGGAUAUACAAAAGGAAAGAGCACCUAGGAAGAUGAAUAUUCUCUUGCUUCAAGUUCGCCUCUGUUUCCGGCCUUAAGAAACUGGUUCUUAUUCUGCACAUCCUGUCCUCACUUUCCUACCCACCCCUACCUGGGUUGUGGUUGGCUUAAUGCCCAUAUGGCAAAGGAUGACACUGACCAUCGGAAUGGCUUUAAAGCUGAAACUGAGUAUUUGAUUUGUUGUAAGUUUCCUAGACGUCUAUUCUCUCUCCUUCUCCAUAAUUGUUGGCUGUCAAUAAAAAAUAUUUUCAAAUGCAUCUGAGAGAGUUAAAAUAAACUUUGUA
Molecule: messenger RNA, 760 nt
Organism: Myodes glareolus (Bank vole)
Lineage: Eukaryota; Metazoa; Chordata; Mammalia; Rodentia; Cricetidae
Source: RefSeq, a predicted model, not a curated record